This is a messenger RNA of Octopus bimaculoides (California two-spot octopus), 441 nucleotides long. RefSeq names its product histone-lysine N-methyltransferase SETMAR pseudogene. NCBI's taxonomy places the organism in Eukaryota, Metazoa, Mollusca, Cephalopoda, Octopoda, Octopodidae. The record is from RefSeq and is a predicted model, not a curated record.
AUGUUGGAAGCUCUUGUUUCAGAGAAACCAACUGUUACCACUAGGGAACUUGCAGAACAGUUAAACGUGGCUCAUACAAGCGUGGUACGCCAGCUAAAACACAUUGGAAAGGUUUCAGUGCCUGGAAAAUGGGUCCCUCGCGAGCUCUCUCCAGGGAAUCGACAACGGAAUGCUGCUUGUGGACAAUCAUUGCUUUCGCGACACUUUCAAGCAACAUUUUUAGACAGGCUUGUUACAGGUGAUGAGAAUCGGAUUCUUUACCAUAAUGUUAAACACCGCCGUUCUUGGAUCAGUCGAACAGGGCGGCCAGUUCAACAAAAGAGAGCAGGACUUCAUCGAAAGAAGAUCCUGUUGAGAAUAUGGCGGGAUAUUAAACGAGUAAUCCAUUAUGAACUGUUGGACAGCAACCAAACAAUGAAUGCUAAUCUUUACUGUGAGUAA